Messenger RNA from Sphenostylis stenocarpa, 240 nucleotides. The record is from the annotation of a GenBank genome assembly. NCBI's taxonomy places the organism in Eukaryota, Viridiplantae, Streptophyta, Magnoliopsida, Fabales, Fabaceae.
AUGGUUGUAGGUUUUGUCUUCUGGGUUACUCUUUACUUUUCUGGGAUCUCCAUUUCUGAACCAAAGUCUGAAUUUUUGGGUUUUUUGAUCGUGGGAUUUCUGGUUGCUUAUUCUGGGGUGUCACCGAGUUCCCUUAAUCAACUAGACAUCGAACCUUCUCUGGGUAUUUCGCCCCUGAUUCCUGUUGGGUUUACCUCUUUUGCUUUUAAUAUAUGGUUGUUGCUAGUAGCUGUGGCUUAA